Durusdinium trenchii is the source of this 487-nucleotide messenger RNA. The record is from the annotation of a GenBank genome assembly. Lineage: Eukaryota; Dinophyceae; Suessiales; Symbiodiniaceae.
AUGAAAUUCUCGGUGCUCCUUUGCCUCCCAUGGCUGGGCGCCGGCGAGGCGCGCCCGGGCACCGGCGUCUUCGAGCCCUGGCUGCAUGACCUGUGGGCCCAGCCCACCGCACAGGCACUCGAUGUCCGCGUGGCCAAGGGCCUGGGCUCCAAGGGCUACCAGAAAGUGUGGAUCUCGGUGGUGGCUCCCCAGCAGAUGGAGGUGAAGGAUUUCAACUUCACCUACCAGCAGUGCCCCAGUCAGAGGGAUGAGGGAUGAGCAUGCGUGAGCGAGAACAGAGGGCGGAGAACCAGUUGGGAGCGAGAAACACGCAGCGGAUUGCUGGUCGUUGGUUCUUGGCGGUUGGGUUUGGGGGUUGCUGGAAGUUGGCGCGAUGUUCCGCUCCUGAUUCAUGCGGCGUGAUGUUCCUCACAGGGAUGGGGCUUCUCUUGAAGCAUUGGGGUGUAGGGAUGUGAUGCGGCAGAUCCGUCACAUGAUUCCUACAUGG